UGUGGGACCCAAAAACCCCGGGAAACCGUAGGCCCAUGAGAUCAUUCUUACAAACGCCUUUUUCUCACUCUGGCCAAGCUAAAAAGGGAGUUUUAUGCACUGUCUUCUAUCGUCAAUCCUGCGGAGCCACCCAUAUAAUAUAAAAUUAUGCAGCUUAUGGUUUACUAUUCGUUAUCAUAUCAUUGACUCGAGCAGACAACGUGGAUCUGUGGGUCAAACCUGAGUGGUGUUACAGCCCGCAAGAAAUAAGGUGGGCUGGAAAUAAAAAUCCCCAUUAUGGCACCCAAAAGUCCAAAGGGAACACAAACGUCACCUUGUGUACCACCUUGAGCUUUUUUUAUUUAUCAACCUAUACAAGUCUGGUCUCCUGAAGUCGUUUCACGCCAAAAAAGGGCCCAAAAAACGUCGACAACGAUGCAGUUCAACAAGUGUUGUAUUUAUUUUCCAGUCCGUCAGGGUGUCCUGGCCAUAUUGGCCCUUGACGCUUUGUAUGCAUUUAUAUUUGCCGUGGUCUCCAUGGCGAGGCAGAAAGCAUUCUCGGCCGCGUUUGGAUCCGCGGGCAUGCUGUGGUUCGAGGUCAUUCUCCACAUCGCCUACCUUAUCCUCAGCGUUUUGUUUAUCGUCGUCGUGAUCAAGGUAAAGCGACCGUACGCUGGCCCUUGCCUUGUUUUUGAACCAAGCUAAAGGCAAUUUUUUGUUUUUUUUUUGUUAGGGAUUGGCACGGUACACGCCG
Radiomyces spectabilis is the source of this 733-nucleotide messenger RNA. RefSeq lists its product as uncharacterized. NCBI's taxonomy places the organism in Eukaryota, Fungi, Mucoromycota, Mucoromycetes, Mucorales, Radiomycetaceae. The record is from RefSeq and is a predicted model, not a curated record. The transcript has 3 exons. Bases 415 to 684 code for a protein of 89 amino acids.